GGUGGCUAGUAUUCGAGACUGACCACGACCUCAGACAAUCACUGAGGUCAGAUCAUUCUUAGGAAUGUGCGGCUACUAUAGAAACUUCGUUACGAACUAUUCUACUGUCGCCUCUCCUUUGACUGAUCUAACUCGACUUGACACGCUGUGGGACUGGAGUGAUGAGUGCGAGGGUGUUUUCAAGAGUUUGAAGCAUGCACUCAUGAAUCAUGAGGUCCUCAUGGUUCCCGAUCCGCAGAAGCCAUUCAUAGUGACCACUGACGCAAGCCAAUACGGCAUUGGCGCAGUGCUGGCUCAACAGGAUGGGAAAAAGUUGAGACCGAUUGUGUAUAUGAGCAAGAAGAUGCCAUCAAAGAAGUUGGCAAAGUCCACCUAUGAAAGGGAACUCUAUGCUCUAUAUAAAACACUUGUCCAUUGGAAACACUUCCUAGUGGGAAGGUUCUUCUACUUGAGUACUGAUCAUCAGACCCUCAAAUGGAUCAAGACUCAACCGGCUCUUUCUUAUGCACUCAAGCGAUGGAUUGAGGUCAUAGACCAAUAUGACUUCAAGCUUGAGUAUCUGAAGGGAGAGUAUAAUAAGGUUGCUGAUGCGCUAUCACGUAGAGCAGACUACCUAGGUGCGCUAGUUUCUGACUUUGGCGUAUCUGAUGAAGUAACUCAAUCGUUGGUGGGAGCCCAUCAGGAAGACCCUGUCACGAUGGACAUCAUUCGCAAACUUCAGGCAAAAGACAAGGCCACGGAAAGCGAGUUUGUGAUGGUGGACGGGCUCCUCUAUCUUGAUAAGGUCGGAAUAAAAAGAUUAGUAGUUCCAUCUAGUGAACCUUUGCGUAGUUUGUUCUUAGGAGAAUGCCAUGACACAACGGGACGCUUCGGCUACAAGAAGACGAGUGCUAACUUAGUACAACGAUUUUGGUGGCCAAGAAUGUUCGAUGACGCAAAGAAGUACGUAGAGACCUGUCAGGUCUGUCAGCGGGACAAACCGCGAACUCAAGCACCGCUUGGGUUAUUGAAGCCUUUGCCUAUUCCUGCUGGUCUAGGACAGAGUGUUUCCAUGGAUUUCAUGGACACCCUGGUGACUAGUAAGAGUGGCAAGAGGCACAUCUUCGUCAUCAUCGAUAGAUUCACCAAGUACGCUAGACUAGUGGCUAUGCCAGAGACCGCAAGAACUGACUAUGUCAUCAAGUUGUUCAAAGACAACUGGGUGCGUGACUUUGGUUUACCAAAGUCAAUCGUUAGUGACCGAGAUGUUCGAUUCACAAGUGAGCUGUGGAAGAAGACUGCAAAACGGAUGGGCAGUCAACUUCAAAUGACUUCAGGGAAUCAUCCCGAAGCCAACGGACAAGCCGAACAAAUGAACAGAGUUGUACAACACUUGCUGAGGCAUUACAUCAAGCCCAUCCAAGAUGAUUGGGAUGAGCAGUUGCCUCUCAUCGCCAGCCUGUACAACAAUGCUAUCCAUAGCAGUACCGACGUUAGUCCUAAUCAGCUGCAGAAGACCAUUUUCACCCUUCACCUCUCCUGCACCCUCAUGCGGCCCGGCUAUGGCCGCCAAUGCCUUGCAUGCAGGCAGCGCCCUACCGCCUAGCGUUAACCCCAGCGCAACGCAGCU
Molecule: messenger RNA, 1609 nt
Organism: Chara braunii
Lineage: Eukaryota; Viridiplantae; Streptophyta; Charophyceae; Charales; Characeae
Source: the annotation of a GenBank genome assembly